Molecule: messenger RNA, 38935 nt
Organism: Mytilus californianus (California mussel)
Lineage: Eukaryota; Metazoa; Mollusca; Bivalvia; Mytilida; Mytilidae
Product: MAM and LDL-receptor class A domain-containing protein 2-like
Exons: 168
Coding region: 1-38760 (12919 amino acids)
Cellular component (GO): membrane
Molecular function (GO): protein binding
Source: RefSeq, a predicted model, not a curated record
AUGGCUGCCCAAGGACAGAAUCUCAUCUGUAAUUUUGACUCUAACUUAUGUUCCUGGACACAGAUAAAAAAUGACAAUUCGGACUGGAAGUUGAAGAGAGGAUCAACUACUACAUCAAACACAGGUCCUACAGGCGAUCAUACCUCUGGAAAUGGACAAUAUAUCUACUUUGAGACGUCUCAAGGAGCCAGUGGAUCUAAAGCCCAGUUAUCUAGUCCACAAUUUUCAGUGCCUAGAAGACCACCAUCAUGUUUCUCCUUCUGGUACCACAUGUAUGGAGACAGCGUAAACAACCUAAAUGUGUACCUCAAGUCAGGAAACAACUUGGGGAAACCAGUCUUUACAAAACAUGGUAACCAAGGAAACAAGUGGGUUCAGGCAAAAAUCAAUGUUAGGAACAAAAACAACAUUAAGGUUGUACUAGAAGCUGUAAAAGGACGUGGAUAUCGUGGUGACAUAGCAAUAGAUGAUGUCAUGUACACUCCUGGAAAACGAUGUCCACAAAACACUGCAACAGGUAACACAGGGAAUACAUCUAUCACCUGUAACUUUGAGGAUGAUGCACUGUGUGGUUACAAACAGCUUACAACUGACAAUUUUGAUUGGUCUAGAACGACUGGUACCACAUCUACAACAGGAACUGGUCCUUCUAAUGACCAUACAUAUGGCACACCAAAAGGUCACUACAUGUUUAUUGAGGCCAAUGGAAAAAGACGCAACCAGAAGGCUCGUCUGAUGUCACCACAGACCAUUACACUUGGAGACAAAUGUCUUCGCUUUUAUUACAACAUGCAUGGUGCUAACAUUGGAAGAUUGAAUGUAUAUGCGCAGGCUAACAAUGUUUUAGGAUCAGCAAUCUGGUCCAUGACAGCAGAACAGGGACAGGACUGGAGACUAGCACAAGUCACGGUCAGGAAGAGAGGAAACAGGCGUUAUAAUAUUGUAUUUGAAGGCGCAAGAGGAAAUUCUAAUACAGGAGACAUUGCAUUGGACGAUGUUUCAAUUAUCCCAGGAAGGUGUCCUGCAUCGGGAUCCUGUAAUUUUGAGAAAGAUUUAUGUGGUUGGACUAAUGUAGCUUCAGAUGAUUUUGACUGGAAAAGAAAUCAUGGACCCACAUCAAGUACAGGGACUGGACCCCCAUCUGAUCAUACACUGAGGAAUAGCAAAGGAACAUACAUAUAUAUUGAAACGAGUGCGCCUAGAGUUCCUAAUGAUAAAGCUCAACUGAGAUCGGAAACAUUCCCAAAUAACAAUGGAAACAAAUGUCUACAAUUUUGGUACAACAUGCUGGGAACACAAGUAGGAAAACUGAAUGUUUAUAUUGUUCAAAAUAAUAUUAAAACAUUGAAAUGGACUCUAAAUGGACAACAAAGUGGAACCUGGAAUCUAGGUAGACUUCCUGUUCCCAGAGUAAAGAACAGUUUCAGUUUCCUGUUGGAAGGAGUUCGUGGUACAGGAAUCAGAGGUGACAUAGCUAUUGAUGACAUUACAGUCACAAACACUAGAUGUACAUUGUCACCUAGCACUGCAGUGCCAUCUAAUCAAGGUUCUACAACUCCUACUCAGGCAACAACUUUGAGGACAACCAAAACACCAACAAGUAAGUCUCUUUUGCAUAUAUAUGGCAGAACAGUUAGCUGUAGUUUUGAUGCUGGUUUUUGUGGCUGGACACAGUUGAGAAAUGAUCAGUUUGAUUGGUCCAGGAAAAGAGGCAGGACAAAUAGUGGUGGAACUGGACCAAGCAGAGACCACACUAGCGGAAGUGGUUACUACAUAUAUACGGAAGCCUCAGCAAAAACAAUGAAUCAGACAGCACGUCUGCAGAGCGUACCUGUCAAACCAACCCGAUCAUCAUCCUCUUCAUGUCUGUCCUUCUGGUAUCAUAUGUAUGGACCUCAAAUUGGUGGACUUAAUGUCUACGUACAGCUAGGAGCAUCAAUGGGGUCACCUGUCUGGACCAGAAAAGGGACACAAGGGAACAAGUGGAUUAAUGCUAAGAUAACUGUCAGUCAAACAAGACAAUAUAGUAUCAUUAUGGAAGGAGUGAUAGGAAAUGGAUUCCGAGGAGAUGUAGCUUUAGACGAUGUGGCCUUGACAAAUGGAGCUUGUACUGGACAGACAAGUGCCCCAGGAACAGUGACCACUAUACCACCAUCAGGAGGAAUUGUACGAAGUUGUGACUUUGAGAACAGAAAUCUUUGUAGAUACACACAGGACAAAACAGACAAAUUUGAUUGGACCAGACAGGCUGGUACCACAUCAUCAACCAAUACUGGUCCUGCAAGUGACCAUACAUACGGAACAGGAAGAGGACAUUACAUGUUCAUUGAGGCUUCAGCUCCACGUAAAAGGGGAGAUAUGGCUCGAUUGAUAUCACCACGUUACAUUGACAGACAGGAUAUGUGUGUUCAGUUCUACUAUCACAUGUAUGGCACAGGAAUGGGAACACUCAAUGUGUAUGCUAAGACUGGUUCUCAACUUGGGCGAGCAUUGUUUUCUAUGACUGGUAACCAAGGAAACAGGUGGCAAUAUGGAAGUGCUACUGUUCCCUCAUCAACUGGAUCCAAAGGUUACUAUGUUGUAUUUGAAGGAGUUGUUGGUACAAAUGUGAGAGGUGAUAUUGCCAUUGAUGAUGUUAAGUUUACAGCGGGAGCAUGCUCAGGCAGUUCCUGUGACUUCGAAAAAGGAUUAUGUACUUGGACUAACACUCAUACAGGGGACCAGUUUGAUUGGACAUUAAAUCAAAGAAGAACCAGUAGUGCCAACACUGGACCCCAGGCUGAUCAUUCUUUGGGUACACCACAAGGACAUUAUGUGUAUAUAGAGACAUCUACUGGACGGGCAGGCUUUAAAGCUUGGUUAGUUAGUCAGCCUUUUACAUCUACCACUGGACGCUGUAUUAAGUUUUGGUACAAUAUGUAUGGUCAGGCUAUAGACACACUUACAGUUUAUGUUAAUGUCCCAGGACAACCAUUUGUUCCAAUAUGGCAGCUCUCUGGUAACCAAGGACAACAAUGGCAGAAUGGACAAGCUGCCAUACCUGCUCAGUCUAAGAGUUAUAAGGUGAUAUUUGAAGGUCGACGUGGAAAUGGAGCAUCAGGGGAUAUUGCCAUAGAUGAUAUCACCUUCUCUGAUUCCACAUGUGGAGUAAACCCACAGCCAGCAGGAUUGUUUACCACUCCAUCUGGUACUCUUAUUCCUUCCACCACUCCAAACACUGGUCCUUUCAACUGUAACUUUGACCAGAAUCUAUGCAGCUGGACCCAGGAUAAAACAGAUAAUUUUGAUUGGACAAGAAAGACAGGAAGCACUCAAACAGCUAAUACUGGACCAACAUCAGCCCAUGGAGGAAGAGGUUCAUAUAUAUACAUGGAAGCAAGUAACCCUGCCAAACCCGGAAACAAAGUGCGUCUAGUCAGUCCACAGGUAGCACCAAGUUCAACUGGUCACAAAUGUGUUACCUUCUAUUAUUUCAUGUAUGGUCGCCAUGUUAACCAGUUAAAUGUUUAUGUACAGACAGGAUUAUCUUUCCCUGGAAACAAAAUAUGGACACAACAAGGAACAAAGGGAAGACAGUGGAUUAAAGGAACUGUUGAUAUCUCAUCUAAAUCACAAUUUAAUGUUAUUUUUGAAGCAGUAAGAGGAUCUGCUUACCUUGGAGAUAUUGCCCUUGAUGAUAUAUCUAUGGCAGAUGGACCAUGCAGUUCUGGUAACUAUGGUUAUGUUAAUUUCAUCAUCAUAAUGAUACAAAUAAGCCCACAAACUGGAGGAAAUGUCAGUUGCAAUUUUGAACCUUCCAAUCUUUGCGGCUUCACACAAGAACGAAGAACUGAUGAUUUUGACUGGAGUCGUAGUACAAGGACUACAUCCUCUUCUGGGACCGGACCUAAUAAUGACCACACUUAUAAAACAGCUGCAGGACAUUACAUGUACAUCGAAGCAUCAGGGAAGUCUGCUAACAAGAAAGCCAGACUGAUCUCUCCAAUAUACAGAGGCCCUUCACAGACCAUGUGUAUGGAGUUCUGGUAUAACAUGAAUGGUGCUAACAUUAACACACUUAAUGUUUAUGUACUGAGAAGUGGUGUUAGGGGAAAUCCUGUAUGGACCAAGAAAGGUAACCAGGGCAGCUCAUGGAAUGUAGCCUCUCUAAAUGUACCACAAGGAACAUCAGCAUAUCAGAUUGUAUUUGAAGGAAUUACAGGAAAUGGUUUCCGUGGUGACAUAGCCAUUGAUGAUUUCUCAAUGUCACAAGGGGCUUGUUCAGCUGAAGGAACUUGUGAUUUUGAGAUUGGUUUAUGUACAUACACAAAUGACCACAGUGGUGCUGACAAUUUUGAUUGGGUUCGUCAUAAAGGAAGGACUUCAAGCUCUGGUACAGGACCAACAACUGAUCAUACUAAAGGCACUGCACUAGGCUAUUACGUGUACAUUGAAACAUCUUCCCCAGCAAGACCUGGGUUCCAGGCUAGACUGAUUAGUGAAAGCUUGAAUUAUGCCACACACAACUGCUUGACCUUUUAUUACCAUAUGUAUGGUUCUACAAUUGGAACGUUAAGAGUAUGGACCCAGUUACAAGGAACCAGCAACCCACUUCCUGUCUGGGAAUUACAUGGGAACCAAGGCAAUAGUUGGAUGAAAGCACAAGUUUUGAUACCAAAGCAGGGAGGAGACUAUAAGCUUAUAUUCCAAGGUAUCCGAGGCCGUUCAGUCCAAGGAGAUAUAGCUCUAGAUGAUAUUACUGUAUUAGCUAACAGUAAUUGUCCAAGGACACCAUCCAAUUCCCAGCCAACUGUUACCCAAGCUCCAACAACAACACUUGCGACAACCAAACCGGCAACACAGAAAGUAACAACUCUACCGACAACAAUGCCAACAACUAAGGGUACAGGUGGCAGUAAGUUUAGUUGUGACUUCAGCUAUGAUACGUGUGGCUGGAAUCAAGAUAAGACAGAUAACUUUGAUUGGACUCGAAACAUUGGCAAGACACCAUCAACAAGUACUGGUCCAAGUUCUGACCACACCAACGGAAAGGGCUACUACAUGUAUAUUGAGACUUCUGGUCGUAAUAGUAAACAAAAGGCUAGACUGAUAAGCCCACCGGUCACUCUGCAGAGUGGACAAAAGUCCUGUGUUACAUUCUGGUAUGACAUGUUUGGUGCACACAUAGACUAUCUUAAUGUUUAUGUCAGAAAUACAUCAACUAGACAACUUGGUACAGCAGUCUGGUCUAGGAGAAAGACUCAAGGAAAUAGAUGGAUACAGGGACAGUUAACAAUCACUGGUCCUGGACCAUUAAAUGUGGUUAUUGAAGGAACUAAGGGAAUAGGUUACCAAGGAGAUAUAGCUAUUGAUGACAUUGCAAUACAGUCAGGAGCUUGUGGUGGACCUACAGUUUCUCCUACUGGUCCCACUGGAUCUGGUAGCCUGUCAACAUUGGGUUGUAAUUUUGAAGUAGGGCUUUGUUCCUAUACACAAGGUACAAGUGAUAAUUUUAAUUGGACAAGGAAGAGAGGAAAAACGUCAUCAGCCAAUACUGGACCUGCUGUAGAUCAUACUAGGGGAACCACUAGUGGAUACUAUGUUUACACUGAAGUCUCAUCACCAAGACAACCUGGACAAAAGGCUCGUCUCUUGUCAUCACUUCAGAGCUCAUACAUAAAACCAGCCUGCAUGACAUUUUGGUACCAUAUGUAUGGUAGUCAGAUUGGUACUCUCAAUUUGUACUUGAAACAAGGUCAGUCAAGCAGUCUAGGGUCUCCUAUUUGGACAAGGAAAGCCAACCAAGGAAACAGCUGGAAUAUUGCUCAAGUAUCACUGAAUCCAUCAUCAGCUUAUCAGAUUGUAUUUGAGGGAGUAAGAGGAAAUGGUGUGAGGGGAGAUAUUGCUAUAGAUGAUAUCAGUGUUCAACCAGGAUCAUGUACACCGGAAGGUGCAUGUAAUUUCGACACACGUUCAUUGUGUUCAUGGAGUAACCGACAAGACGAUGAUUUUGAUUGGAGUAUACAACACAAUGGGACACCAAGUACUGGAACAGGUCCAUCACGGGAUCAUACACAAGGGAAUGCCAAUGGGUUCUAUGUGUAUAUAGAAACAAGUGCUCCAAGAAAAGUUGGACAAAAAGCCUUCUUACAGAGUCCAACCUUCCCUCCCAAUAACAAUAGUCCACAGUGUUUCAAAUUCUGGUACAACAUGAAUGGAAGAUUGAUGGGAACACUCAAUGUUUACUUAGCAACAAAUAUGACAGCAUCUUCAGUAACAAAAAUAAAACUGUGGACACUAACAGGAGCACAAGGAACAGCUUGGAAUUCAGGCCAAUUUACAGUUCAAAGUUCAACUGGAUAUCAAAUUGUUUUUGAAGGGAUUGUAGGAGGAGUAGUUUUGGGAGAUAUUGCUCUGGAUGAUUUGUCAUUUGUCAAUGGCAAAUGUGGAACCUCUCCAUCCAAAGCGAGGCCAUCAUCCUUGUCUACAACAGUGCCACCUACCACAGCAGCGACUACACCUAUUGUGGCAACAUCAGUUGGUGGUGCUUUUAAUUGUAAUUUUGAGAGUAAUACCUGUGGCUGGUUACAAGCUGCUGGGGAUACCCGAGGGUUUGAUUGGAUCAGACAUCAGGGUAGGACAGCCUCGGGUGGUACAGGAGCAUCAUUUGAUCACACUACUGGACAUGGAUAUUACAUGUACAUUGAGACAUCAGGUAGGAGACGUCUUGGAGACAAGGCUCAUUUGGAAAGUCCAACAGUUUCUGCUGAUCCAUCAACCAAAUGUCUCCGAUUCUGGUAUCACAUGUAUGGUGCUACAGUUGGUCAGUUGAAUGUUUAUCUGAGAGCAGGAGCUGGGCUUGGUCCUGCAAUCUGGACCAGGAGAGGAACCAAGGGCAAUAAAUGGAUCCAGGGACAAGUUGUUAUCAACAAGACCUCGGAUUUUACGGUAAUAUUUGAAGGCGUAAGAGGAAGGAGUUACCAAGGAGAUAUAGCUAUUGAUGAUGUUUCAAUGAAAAAUGGGGAUGAUUGCUCAGGUAACACAGCCACAGUACCUACUUCCUGUAAUUUUGAAGAUGCUCUUUCCAAAUGUCAGUACACCCAAGAUACAACAGAUGAUUUUGAUUGGACAAGAAAGUCUGGUGGUACAGCCACAAGAGGUACAGGGCCGUCUGCUGAUCAUACUUAUGGAACAAGAACAGGACAUUAUAUGUACACUGAGGCCUCUGUGCCACGGAAACCAGGACAGAAAGCACGUCUUCUGACUCCACAAUAUUCAGCAAUAAAAACUCCACAAUGUCUGACCUUCUACUACCACAUGUUUGGUAACAAUAUUGGAUCUCUCAAUGUCAAGGUUAAAGUCAAUAAUGCACUUGGAAACAAUAUUUGGACAAAAACUGGUAACCAAGGCAACUCCUGGAAUAUAGCCCAAGUAACACUUCCUGUCACAACAGUCAGUCAACCAUAUCAGGUUGUAUUUGAAGGUGUCAGAGGUAAUGGUUACCUUAGUGAUUUGGCUAUUGAUGAUGUCAAAAUAACAUCAGGUGCUUGUACUUCCCCAGGUGCCUGUAGUUUUGAGAGUGGUUUAUGUACAUGGAAGAACGUCCAACAAUUAGAUGAUUUUGAUUGGGUAUCUAGGAAAGGAGCUACAUCAUCAGGUCAUACAGGUCCUAGUGGUGAUCAUACUCUUGGAAAUUCUAGAGGAACCUACCUCUAUCUGGAGGCAUCAGCACCUAGAACUCAAGGAGACAGGUGUUGGUUGCAGAGCCAGAACUUUGCUCCUACAAAAGGCUCCUGUGUCUCAUUCUGGUACAAUAUGUAUGGUCCAAAUAUUGGUACAUUGAGUGUUUACGCUCUAUAUUCUACUGGUACUAAUCUCACAUUAUGGACACUAAGUGGUGAUCAAGGGAACACUUGGAAAAAUGGGCAGGCACCAGUUGCAUCAGGAGUAUCAUUCACAAUAAUAAUAGAAGGACGGAGAGGAAAUGGUUACGCUGGUGAUAUAGCCUUAGAUGACCUUAGUGUAUCCAGCUCAUCUUGUGGAGUUCAACCAUCCAAUGCCCAGCCAGGCAACCAGACAGGAACUGUCCCUCCACCAUCAACAACUGGAGGCACAACACAAGCACCCGGACAGUUUGACUGUCAGUUCGACUAUGGACCAUGUGGAUGGACAGAGGACAAAACUGAUAAAUUUGACUGGAUCAAACGGAGUGGAGGAACACCAACAGUAGGAACUGGUCCAACAGGGGACCAUACAUCAGGAACUGGAGCAUAUUAUUAUGUUGAAUCAUCAUCCCCAAGAAAAAGAGGUGAUAAAGCCCGAUUUAUCAGUCCUCUACAGGUGGUGUCCAGUAGCAGCUCACCAUAUUGUGUAACUUUCUGGUACAACAUGUAUGGUGCUCAUGUUAACACACUUAAUGUUUAUCUGAAGUAUGGAAGUAACUUAGGGUCACCAAUAUUCACUAAGCAGGGAUCUCAAGGACAGCCAUGGAAACAAGGACAGGUCACAAUACAACCAACAGCUCCGUACAAUAUUGUAUUUGAAGGAGUAACAGGUAUAAGUUAUAGAGGAGACAUUGCCAUUGAUGAUGUAAAGCUUGGACAAGGUCCAUGUAUAGCCUCCAGCCUACAGCCAGCUACAUGUAAUUUUGAAAAUAACAAUAUAUGCAGUUACUCCCAGGAAAAGACACAAGAUAAUUUUGAUUGGACAAGAGCUUCAGGUAGAACAGGGUCAACUGGUACCGGUCCAAGUAGUGAUCAUACUUAUGGAACCAGUAAUGGACAUUACAUGUACAUUGAAGCAUCAGGCAGACGACCAGGUGACAAAGCUUGGUUAAUGUCCCCACCAUCAGGGUCAUCUACUGACAACAUGUGUGUAGAGUUUUGGUAUAACAUGUAUGGAGCACAAACAGGAACUCUUAAUGUCUAUCUGAAGAAAAAUGGAGCCAAUGGAACACCUGUUUUCACCAAAACAGGUAACCAAGGUAAUAGAUGGAUUCGUGCACAAUAUAAUAUUGCUCCAAAUUCUGGUAACUUCCAGUUAGUGUUUGAAGGUAAAAGAGCUAAUGGAUACCAAGGAGACAUAGCAAUUGAUGAUGUCAAGGUCAAGACUGGAAAAUGUGGAUCUGGAAACCUAGAUGGUAGCUGUAACUUUGAGUUAGAUUUAUGUUCCUGGAGUAACUUACAUGGAAGUGGAGAUAAUUUUGAUUGGGUCAGAGCAGCUGGUACAACUACAUCUACAGGAACAGGACCGUCUGCAGAUCAUACGUAUAAUAACAGCACAGGUAAAUAUCUGUAUGUAGAAAGUUCAUCGCCAAGACGCCCAGGUGACAUAGCAGUACUUCAGAGUGCCAUGUUCCAACCUAUGUCUCGUGUUUGCUUUUCUUUCUGGUAUCAAAUGUAUGGCAGUAAUAUUGGAACUCUCAGAAUCCUGCUACUAAAAUCGAAUGGCAAUGCAACAGCAACAAAGAUAUGGGAGUUGUCUGGUAGCCAGGGAUCUCAGUGGUAUCAAGGAAAGGUACCACUUUCAAGUGGGAAUGACCCGUUUCAGCUGUUAAUUGAUGGCAUUAGAGGAAAUGGUUACCAAGGAGAUAUUGCAAUUGAUGACCUAUCUAUUACCCAGUCAGGUUGUGCACUUACACCAAGUCAAGCUGUACCUACUACUGCAGUGCCAUCUACCACACAGGCUGUCACAUUUGGAGCUAUGCCUCCAUCUUUCAACUGUAAUUUUGACACUGAUUUCUGUGGUUGGAAUCAAGAUCACAAGACUGACAAUUUUGAUUGGAUAAGGUAUCGUGGAUCUACCCAAUCAGCUGGCACAGGUCCAGCCAGUGACCAUACUUCUGGGACUAACAAAGGAUAUUACAUAUUUAUUGAAACAUCAGCACCUCGUAGACCAGGUGAUAAGGCCCGUUUGAUUAGUCCUUCCAUUGCUGGUAAUUUCCCUCAGUGUGUUACAUUCUACUACCACAUGUAUGGUAUCCAUGUCAAUGCUUUGAAUGUUUACUUAUCUACUGGCACCAACAGUAACUUAACCUCACCUAUCUGGUCCCGACAAGGAACACAAGGGAACCAGUGGAAAAUGGGACAGUUCCAGAUUGCUGGAGAUGCAACCACUCAGUCUGUAACAAAUGUGGUAUUUGAGGGUGUAAGAGGAACUAGUUAUAAAGGAGAUAUUGCCAUUGAUGAUAUGACCUUGACAGCUGGAAGUUGUAAUCAAGUAACUCAACCACCUCAAUCAACUCCAACUACAGUAUCUUCACCUAUCAAUUGUAAUUUUGAAAGCAGCAAAAUCUGUAACUACUUCCAAGAUAAAUCAGAUAGAUUUGAUUGGUCAAGGAAUACUGGUUCUACCAGGUCUACAAAUACUGGACCAUCUGCUGACCACUCCUAUGGAACCAGACGAGGACAUUACAUGUACACUGAAGCUUCAGCACCUAGAAGAAGAUUAGAUGCUGCAAAACUAUGGUCCCCAGUAUUUCUGCCACAAAAUGGACAGUGUUUGUCUUUUUGGUACAACAUGAAUGGACGUAGCAUGGGAACAAUGAAUGUGUAUGCUAACAACAAUGCUACUGGGAGACCACAGCUAGGAAGACCAAUCUGGAGUCUGUCUGGUAACCAUGGCAACAGGUGGUACCAGCAAUUUGCUCAGUUACCCAUGGGAAAGCCAAUUAAUAUUGUAUUUGAGGGAAUAAUCGGAAAUGGUAUAGCUGGAGACAUGGCAAUAGAUGAUGUCCAACUGUCUACAAACUGUCCAAGUCCAGGAGAUUGUAACUUUGAGCUUGGACAAUGUGGGUGGAGUAAUUCCAGAACAGAUAAUUUUGAUUGGAUACUAUUCAGUGGAGCUUAUGGAGGAUCUAGACCACAUCCAACAGGAGAUCAUACAUAUGGCAGUUCAGUUUCAGUACCAUUGUGGAUUAGGUCAUAUUCUGACACCCCAGCCAGAUGGCAAGCAGGACAAUUUCCAAUUAUCAAUAUAAAUGGAUCCUACCAGAUUACCUUUACUCUCAGUUCACAGGGAGCAACCAAUAGUUAUGUCGCACUUGACGAUAUAACAUUUACUACAGGAGGUUGUCAAGUGAUACCUAUAGAUGCUAUGACAGGAAGUACAUUGCCACCAGUACCCACAGUAACAACAACAGUGGUGCCAUCUUCUGCACCAUCCCAAUAUGACUGUAACUUUGAGCAGGAUCUAUGUAGCUGGUCUCAGGUGACUAAUGGAGGGGAUCAGUUUGAUUGGACACGUUUCCAUGGUAGUACUGGUACUGCUGGAACAGGACCUACCACAGAUCACACUACAGCUGCUGGGUAUUAUAUCUACAUUGAGACAUCUAAUCCACGCAGACCCAAUGACAAAGCUCUGAUUGUCAGUGCAAACAUUGUAACCAAGACAACAAAAUGUCUGACAUUCUGGUACCACAUGUAUGGCUCAAAUGUCAAAGCACUGAAUGUAUACUUAAGAUUCGCCACAACAUUAGGAAAACCAGUUUGGACUCAUACUGGGACCCUUAGUAAUAAAUGGUACCAAAGUCAGGUAGAUAUCCAAGGAAACUCUACAUACGAGAUAAUGUUUGAAGGUGUCCGCGGAACUAGCUACAAGGGAGACAUUGCAGUUGAUGACAUCACUGUUAGGGAAGGAUCAUGUGCAGGAACAAUCAAUGGAGUAUGUACAUUUGAAGAUAGUAAAUUGUGUGGUUAUACUCAGGCUCAUGAUGAUGAUUUUGAUUGGACAAGAAAGAAUGGAAGAACAGCAUCUAGCAGCACAGGACCAUCAAAUGAUCACACAUAUGGAACAUCAGCAGGAUAUUAUGUAUACACUGAAACAUCUUCACCAAGACGAUCAGGCCAAAAGGCCCGUUUGAUUGGUGGUACCAACCCAACAACUUCAGGAGUAUGUUUGACUUUCUGGUACCAUAUGUAUGGUAGAACAAUGGGAACAUUGAAUGUAUAUGCCAUGAUAGGUGGAGCAUUAGGUACACCUAUUUGGUCAAAGAUUGGAAACCAAGCUAACAAAUGGCAGAAUGCUCAAGUUACUGUCACUUCACAAGGAUCUUGGCAGGUUGUCUUUGAAGGAAUUAUAGGAAAUCCAGUGUAUAGUGAUAUUGGUAUUGAUGAUGUCCAGAUUACCCAGGGGGCAUGUGGUAACCCUGGUGAUUGUGAUUUUGAAAAAGACACUUGUAAUUGGGUUAACACAAAUUCAGGUGACCAGUUUGAUUGGCUGAGACAGAAAGGACAAACUUCCAGUACCAGAACAGGACCAAACUUUGACCACACAAUAGGUUCUUUGUUAGGACAUUACAUGUACAUUGAGUCCUCAGCACCAAGAGUGAAAGGAGACAAGGCUUGGCUGAUCAGUACCAGUUUCCCAUUCUCACAGAAUGCAGCUUGUAUGCAGUUUUGGUAUCACAUGAGUGGAAAUGGAGUUGGAGCUUUGAAUGUGUAUGUCAAUGAUAGUGCUUCCAGAACAUGGCUAUGGACAUUAUCUGGUAAUCAAGGACAACAGUGGGUACAAGGUCAAGUACCUAUCCCCACACAAACAUCAGCAUAUCAGCUAACAUUUGAAGGAAUAAGAGGCACAAACUACCAAGGUGACAUUGCCAUUGAUGAUGUAACAGUCACACAAUCAUCUUGUGGAUAUAAUCCAAGAAAUGCCAAUCCAAAGAUAGCACCAACAACCACACCACUACCAGCAUCAACAACUAACCCUCCAUUUGUAUCCCAGUCUGCAUAUGAUUGUAACUUUGAAAAUAACCUUUGUACCUGGACCAAUUUGAAGGAUGAUAAAUUUGAUUGGUCGAGAGCUCAGGGACCAACUGGUUCAGCAUUAACAGGACCAACAAAUGACCAUACUAAAGGAACAGGUCAGGGAUGGUACAUGUAUAUUGAAGCAUCAGCCCCAAGAAGAUAUAAUGACAGUGCCCAUCUGGCAUCAGCCAAUGUUCCAGCCAAUCAGCAGCAGUGUUUACAGUUCUGGUAUCACAUGUAUGGACCAAACAUCAACAUGCUCAAUGUCUAUAUCAAGAUUGGAAGUAAUUAUGGCAAUGCUCUAUGGACAAGACAAGGUACUCAGGGUAACAGUUGGAAACAAGGACAGGUUCAGGUACCAGCACAGACAUCUCAGUACCAGGUCGUGUUUGAAGGACUUGUAGGAAGAAGUUACCGUGGUGAUGUAGCUAUUGAUGAUGUCAAAAUGAUAGCAGGAACAUGUCAGGCAGCAGGUGGUCUAGCUUGUAACUUUGAAGGUUCAUCUCUUUGUGCUGGAUGGACCCAGGAUAAGACAGAUGUAUUUGACUGGACACAACAGAAGGGUAGUACAGGCUCAACAAAUACUGGACCCAAAUUUGACCACACUUUUGGAACAUCUGCAGGAAAAUAUGUGUAUAUAGAGACAAGUGCUCCUCGUGUGUCAGGUGACAAAGCCAGGUUAAUCAGUCCACAAGUGACCUUCACGCAACCUACAUGUUUACAAUUCUACUAUCACAUGUAUGGACAAAAUAUUGGUACAUUGAAUAUUUAUCUAAAGACUGGUUCAACAUUACCUAUAAAUGCUGUAUGGAGCAAGUCACUUAAUCAGGGGAACACCUGGAUCAAAGGACAAGUAACUAUACCAUCAUUUUAUACUAUUGAACAGGUUGUGUUCGAGGGUAUCCGUAGAAAUGGUGUACAGGGUGAUAUUGCAUUAGAUGAUAUUAGCACUAUAGCGGGAGCUUGUCCUAUCACAGGGGACUGUGAUUUUGAGAGUGGACUUUGUACUUGGACUAAUGUUCAUGCAGGAGAUAACUUUGACUGGAUCCUUGGGAAAGGCAGAACAUCUAGUACUCUCACAGGACCUAGUGCAGAUCAUACAAAGGGAACCAGUGCAGGUCAGUAUAUAUUUAUUGAGGCAUCUAACCCUAGACGUCCAGGUGACAGGGCACAACUUCGUAGUCAGUUGUUUAAUCCUUCAUCAGCUAGAUGUAUAAACUUCUGGUACAACAUGUAUGGUCCCAACACUGGAAACCUCAGAGUAUGGAUACAGCCACAGAAUGGUUCUAAUUUCAAAGUGUGGGAUCUACAAGGUGACAAAGGGGCUACAUGGCUUCAAGGAAGGACCACAUUCUCCAGCAAAGUACCAUUCUAUUUGAUAAUUGAAGCAGUUAGAGGAAAUGGUUACAAAGGAGACAUAGCUGUGGAUGACAUCACUUUAACCAAUACAGGCUGUCCUACUCUGCCACCAGAGGCGUCCUCAUACGUACCAACAACACCUGUACCAUCCUCCACUGUAAUGACCACCCCAGGGAUUGCUACACCUUAUGAUUGUAACUUUGAGAGUGGAGGAAUUUGUAGAUGGACCCAAGACAAGACUGACAUAUUUGAUUGGACAUUUAGUAGUGGUCCAACUGGCACAGGAAAAACUGGUCCUACCAAUGAUCACACUUUCCAGAAUGGAACAGGUCACUACAUUUUCAUAGAGAGUUCUUCACCCAGACGACCCAAUGAUACUGCCAGAAUUAUCUCCCUUAAUAUUAAUCCAACCAGGGGAGCUUGUGUAACCUUCUGGUACCAUAUGUAUGGUGCUCACAUCAACACACUUAAUUUGUACACAAAACAGAAUGGACAACUGGGUUCUUCAAUCUGGACACACACUGGUACACUUGGUAACCGUUGGAACAAGGCACAAGUCAAUAUUGUCAGUCAGACUCCAUUCCAGAUGGUAUUUGAAGGAGUUAGGGGUACCAGUUAUCAGGGAGAUAUUGGAUUGGAUGAUAUUUCAUACUCAUUCUCACCCUGCUCUGCAACAACAUCGUCCUCCACGUGUAACUUUGAAAAUAUCAAGAUCUGUGGGUAUAAACAGUCUACAGUGGACACUUUUGAUUGGACUAGGUCUGCUGGUCGUACAGGAAGUAGAGGAACUGGUCCCUCCUCUGAUCAUACUUAUGGAACCAAUGCUGGACAUUACAUGUAUACAGAAGCUAGUGCACCAAGACGUCCAGGAGACAAAGCUGUUCUAAUGAGUGCAAGAUAUCCCAUAACAUCUGGAUCCUGUCUGUCAUUCUAUUAUCACAUGUACGGAACUCGUAUGGGAACAUUUAAUGUAUACAUUCAGCAACUGUUUUCAACAAAGAAAAUUUUUACCAAAACUGGUAACCAAGGCAACAAAUGGAUUCUGGGACAAGCUACAUUACAGUCAACAACUAACUUUACCUUGUUAUUUGAGGGAGUCAUGGGAGCCGGUUACGACAGUGAUAUAGCUAUUGAUGAUGUAUCUAUUUCAAGUGGAGGCUGUUCUCUGCCAGGAAAUUGUGACUUUGAAAAAGGUUUUUGUUCUUGGAAUAAUAUAAAAGGAGACCAGUUUGAUUGGUUGGUUGGAACAGGAAAGACCGCCUCACGAUAUACAGGACCAACGGGUGAUCAUACAGUUAAUGAUGGUUCUGGAUCAGGACACUACUCCUUCAUUGAAUCAAGUGCACCCAGAGUAAGUGGAGACAAGGCAUGGUUACAGAGUCCUCAGUUUAAUCCAAGCCCAAACAAGUGUUUACACUUUUGGUAUCAUAUGCUUGGAAGGGGAAUUGGAACUUUGAAUGUACUGGUACAGAUAUCCAACUCUAAUCAGACUGUAUGGAGUCUCAGUGGUAAUCAGAAUGACCAGUGGAACUCAGCUCAAGUCAAUGUAGUUCUACCAUCUCGCAUGCCUUACACAGUAAUCUUUGAAGGAAUUAGGGGAUCAAGUUAUUCAGGAGAUAUUGCCAUUGAUGAUGUGUCCUUUACAUUAGAUGCAUGUACAUUACAACCAAGCAAUGCUAACCCAAGUACACAAUCCAGUACUACUGUCAUGACAACCAUUCCACCAUCUAUUGGAACUACACCACCACCAACUCAGUAUGAUUGUAACUUUGAAAACACCCAGCAACCACUGUGUCAAUGGCAGCAGGAUAAAACAGACCAGUUUGACUGGACCCGUGCACAAGGUCCAACUGGUUCCUCUUUAACUGGUCCUACUGUUGAUCACACUACUGGCACUAGAAAUGGAUGGUAUAUUUACAUUGAGGUGUCAGGUCGUCAUAGUGUCAAUGAUAAAGCCAGGAUUGUCUCCCCUAGUAUCAGUGACUCUCAACAAAGGUGUCUAAGCUUUUGGUACAAUAUGUAUGGUGUUCACAUCAACACACUUAAUGUGUAUGUGCAGGCCUCUGGUAAUCUGGGACCAACAUUGUCCAACCCAGUAUGGACACGCAAGGGAACACAGGGAAACCAGUGGAAACAAGGCAAAGUACCAAUUAACCCUGCAGGAUCUUACCAGGUGAUAUUUGAAGCACUCCGUGGAACAAGUUACCGUGGUGAUAUAGCUAUUGAUGACAUCAGAAUGGCUAUUGGUUCAUGUAAUACAGCAAGCACCACAAGUACAUCUUGUAGCUUUGAGAAUGACCAGUGUGGAUAUGUAAACAAUGUUACUGACACAUAUCACUGGAAACGACAGGCAGGAGGUACACCAAGUAGUGGGACUGGACCGUCUGCUGACCAUACCCUUGGUACAAGACAGGGACAUUAUGUGUACAUGGAAUCAUCAUCUCCAAUGAGACCAAAUCAGACAUCCCACCUCAUCACACCAUCUUACCCAGCAAAGGCUAAUUCUCCACAGUGUUUGAAAUUCUAUUAUCAUAUGUAUGGACGUAAUGUAGGAGCUUUGAAUAUCUAUAUGAUGAACACUGGAUCACAACAGGCAGGCAGUUCUAUCUGGAACAGAAACUUCAACCAAGGAAAUAAGUGGCAGAUUGGACAAGUUGCUCUAUAUCCUACACAAGCUUUCCAGAUUGUAUUUGAGGGUGUUAGAGGAAAUGGUUACCUAGGAGAUAUAGCAAUUGAUGAUGUCUCAAUUUCUGCUGGAUCUUGUAACGCACCAGGAUUCUGUGAUUUUGAAAAAGACACUUGUAGUUACCAAAAUCUUCAAACAGAUGAUUUUGAUUGGUUGAGACACAGAGGAAGGAGUGCUAGUUCCUCUACUGGUCCCAGCACUGAUCACACCAAAGGAAACAGUCUAGGAUACUACAUGUACAUUGAAACAAGUAAUCCCAGAGUGGCAGGCAAUAAGGCAAGAUUUGCCAGUGAAGUUUUCCCGCCAAAACAGACUGGAUCCUGUUUUGUAUUCUGGUAUCAUAUGUAUGGAGCAGAUGUCGAUACACUGAACAUUUACAUUCUUCUUAACCAAACGUCAGAUACAAUAUCAACAGAAGCAUUGCUAUGGCAACAGAAAGGUGAUAAUGGUGAUGUAUGGUUGAAUGGACAAAUGAACAUCCCAACAAAAUACACAGCAAAACCAUAUCAGAUAUUGAUUGAAGGAGUUAGAGGAAAGAGUUACAAAGGUGACAUAGCUAUUGAUGACCUUGCCCUGAAUGAUGGAAGCUGUCAGACAUUACCUUCUGAUGCUGAUGUUUCUUCAUAUGGUGCUGGAAGUCCAUUCUGUGAUUUUGACACUAAUACAUGCAGCUGGACCCAAAGUGUUGCAGACCAAUUUAACUGGACCAGAAGUAAUGGAGGAACCCCAAGUAGUGGAACUGGACCUAUAGGAGAUCAUAGUGGAACAGGUUACUACAUGUACAUUGAAGCAUCAGGUCAGAGACUACGGAGCAGGGCUGUCCUUGUUUCACAGGUCAAUGCCCCAACACUGGCUGCCGGUAACUGUUUUGUUUUCUGGUAUCAUAUGUAUGGUCCACAAAUUGGUCGUCUUAGUGUGUAUACACAAUCACAAGGAAGAAAUGUUCAAAGAUGGACGAAAACUGGAACACAAGGAAACAAAUGGCAACAAGCUAGUUUUACUUUUACAAGUAAUACAGAUUAUCAGAUUAUGAUUCAAGGAAUGGUUGGAGCAGGUUGGGCAGGAGAUAUGGCUAUAGAUGAUGUUAACAUGGAUAGUGUCCCUUGUGUGAACUCUUCAUUGCCACUCUCUCUUUCCAACUCAACUUCCUGUAAUUUUGAGAAUGGAUUCUGUGGCUGGACACAGGACAAAACGGAUGACUUUGAUUGGAUGAGACAUGCUAAUACAACAGGUACAGCAGGAACUGGACCAUAUGCUGAUCAUACCACUGGUUCAGGAGCAGGGUACUACAUAUAUACUGAGGCCUCCAAUCCCAGACGACCAAAUGAUAAAGCAAGGUUACUUAGUCCAGUAUACCCACAGACUAGUGGAGAAUGUCUGAAAUUCUACUACAAUAUGAACGGAAGAACUAUGGGAACAUUCAAUAUCUACGCUGCUGACACAAGUGGCAACCUUGGUACUCCAAUAUGGUCAAGAUCAGGUAACCAAGGGAACAAAUGGAACUAUGGCGAGGUGACACUAAAAACUGCUGGUAGUUUCCAGGUUGUACUUGAGGGUGUUAGAGGAUCCAGUUACUCCAGUGACAUUGCUGCUGAUGAUGUCUCUAUUACUGCUGGUCCAUGUGCUCAACCUGGAACAUGUGACUUUGAAACUGGUUUCUGUGGAUAUUCAAAUGUUCAGCAAGGAGACCAGUUUGACUGGGAUAUGGGAUCUGGAAAAUCCCCAUCAUAUUACACUGGACCUAAUAAUGACCACACAAUAAAUUCUGCCAAAGGACAUUAUGUGUUUAUAGAAAGUAGUACUCCUCAAAACGUUGGUGACAAGGCUUGGCUUGUUAGUGAAUCAUUACAACCAACAACAGGUGCUUGUCUGACAUUCUGGUACAACAUGUAUGGAUCAGGCAUUGGAUCUUUGAAUGUGAUACAAACCACCACUACAUCAAAUAAAACUCUGUUUACUGAUUCUGGUAACAAAGGACAAGUAUGGCUGAAGGGACAGAGUGACCUUACAUCUAUUGGACAGUUUAAGAUAGUAUUUGAGGCAGUCCGUGGAUCUAAUUACAAAGGAGAUAUAGCCCUGGAUGAUAUCAGUAUCAAUGCUGGCAUAUGUUCUCUACAGACUACUGCUGGGGUCACUCAACCAACGGUUACACCUACUCAAGCUUCUCUCCAGUUCUGUACAUUUGAAAGUGGAUUGUGUGGAUAUGUACAGGAUACCACAGACACUCUGAACUGGAUUAGGAAAAACCGAGGAACAUCAAGUGUGGGCACUGGACCUAGUUUUGAUCAUACUACACUAAAUACUAAUGGUUAUUACAUCUAUAUUGAGGCCAGUAACAAUAGUAACAAGACAGCCAGGAUAAUCAGUCCUGGAAUAUCCACCACUGCAACUGUAUGUGUGUCAUUCUGGUACCAUAUGUAUGGAGCUCAUAUCAAUAAGCUCACAUUGUAUGCUCAACAGGGAAGAAGGAGAACUCUUAUGUGGCAGCAAACAGGUAACAAAGGAAACAAGUGGAUCAAUGGUAAAGUGGAUGUUAUUGCUAACACUGGAGACAAAGUGAUAUUUGAAGGAGCCACAGGAACCAGUUACCAAGGCGACAUAGCUCUAGAUGAUAUCUAUAUUUUGAAUGGACCAUGUCAGACUGCUGCAUCUGUGUGUGACUUUGAAACAUCAAGCAUCUGUGGAUAUCAACAAGCCAUUGAUGACAAUUUUGAUUGGUCUAGAGGAAAUAGUGGCACAUCUUCUAGUGGCACUGGACCACCAUCUGACCAUACGUAUGGAACAUCACAGGGACAUUACAUGUACAUUGAAUCCUCUGCUCCAAGAGUACAAGGUGACAAAGCCAGACUGUCAACUCCACAGCUGCCACCAACCAACAACAAAUGUUUGACAUUCUGGUACCACAUGUAUGGUAGUGAUAUAGGUACCCUGAAUGUGUAUGUCAGUACAUAUAACAGACUAGCUAGCCCACUUAUAACACUCCAGGGCAACAAAGGAAAUAAAUGGAAAAUAGGACAGACAACAAUCCAGUCUCAAUCUAACUACAAGAUUGUUUUCGAAGGAAUUAGAGGAGGUGGUUACAAAGGGGAUUUAGCUAUAGAUGACAUUAAAAUGACAGAUGGUGCUUGUGCUGGAACAGGAACAUGUAACUUUGAGAAAGAUUUAUGUGGCUGGGUACAAAGACAAGAUGACAAAUUUGAUUGGAUUAGAAGGAGAGGAAGUACACCCUCUGUUGGUACUGGUCCUCCUGGAGAUCACACACUGGGAAAUAAUGCAGGAAACUAUCUGUUUAUCGAAGCCAGUCGACCUAGAAAACAAGGUGAUAAUGCAAUUCUCCAAUCACAGAAUAUUCCUAAUGCAGAGUACUGCUUUAAAUACUGGUACAAUAUGAAUGGUGUUGGUAUAGGGGCACUCAAUGUGUCUUACAUGUACAGUGAUGGGACCAAAACAGUACUGAAAUCAAUAGCUGGAAACCAAGGAGCAAGUUGGCAGCAGGCAAUUGUACCAAUAAAAACAGCUUAUCAAGAUUUCUCUAUACUGGUUGAAGGAUCUGUUGGCAGUAGUUACAAAGGAGAUAUUGCUGUAGAUGACUUUGUCCUUGACCCCUUCAGUUGUAGUACAGAAGUACCAUCUAAUGGAACCUACAAUUGCCAAGAUGGAAAAGGGUCGACAAUACCAAAGAACAAAGUUUGUGAUUUCAAAAAUGAUUGCCCUAAUGCAAUGGAUGAGAGUGAUUGCGGAGCAUGCGAUUUUGAGACUGAUUUCUGUUCAUGGGCUACACUUGGAACUGGUUCCUUUACCUGGUCUAGGGGAGGCAAUCAAACUGCCACAGCCAAUACUGGACCAGCAUUUGACCACACAAUAGGGAAUUCAAGAGGUCACUACAUCUAUGUUGAUGCCAACCAAGGAUCAUUUACAAGUACAGCAGAAUUGGAUGGACCACUGUUACAAGCUUGCAGCUCUACCUGUCAACUCAAUUUCUGGUACCAUAUGUAUGGAUCAGGUAUUGGAACGCUGCGAGUUUUGAUUCAAGUUGGUAAUAAGUACACAGAGAUUUGGAAGCAAUCAAGAAACCAAGGCAACAAAUGGAUUCAGGGCAUAGUAGAUAUUGGUAGAGUAGCUCAACCAUUCAGUUUAGCAUAUAGAGCAAGCAGAACAUUUAAUGUGCGUGGAGACAUAGCUCUUGAUGACAUACAACUGAUGAACUGUAACUUCCCUGCAGUACAGCAAUCUUGUCUGUCCAGUCAGUUCAGGUGUACCAGAGGAGCUUGUGUAUCUAAAAAUACCCUGUGUGACUUCACUGAUGACUGUGGUGACAACAGUGAUGAAGGAAAUUGUGCUAACUUUCCUGGGAGAUGUGAUUUUGAAACCAGUCUGUGUGGGUGGAGUCAGGACACAACUGAUACGUUUGAUUGGAUAAGGGCCACUGACCAUACAGCUAGCGGUGGUACUGGACCAUCCAGAGAUCACACUAAAGGGACUGCUAAUGGAUAUUACAUGUUUAUAGAAUCAUCAAGACCCAGGAAGCCCGGUGACGUAGCAAGAAUUGUCAGUCCAACAAUAGCUAUCAAUACAAAUAAUCAAAACUCAGUCUGCACAUUCCGACUAUAUUACCACAUGUUUGGAAGUGGUAUUGGAUCACUGAAUGUCUACACCAGAACAGCUGUGGGAGGACCACUUAAAAAGAUAUGGACCAAGUCUGGAAAUGUUGGAGAUUUCUUUGAGAGGAGAGAUAUACAAUUACUUGAAAACAAUCCAUUCCAGGUGUUAGUAGAAGGUGUGGUCGGAAGUAGUUACAAAGGAGAUAUAGCUAUUGAUGAUUUGUCAUUCUCUGAUGGAUGUAUGCUGGUUUCAGCAGGUACAAUACCAACUGGCACCCCAGGACCAGCAACCACUCCUAAUCCAUGUGGAGCUAACAGUACUAGAUGUGUCAGUGGACAGAAAUGUAUACCUAAUUCCCAAUUGUGUGAUUUUACAUACCAGUGUGCAGACAAAUCUGAUGAGGCUAACUGUGGAUCAUGUACUUUUGAGAAAAAUCAAUGUGGUUGGCAAGAUUCCAGUACUGGACGUUACAAUUGGCAUAUCUUCCAAGGUUCUUCUCCAGGAACAGGAGGUCCAUCAAGUGAUCACACCACAAAUAAUGCACAAGGACAUUACAUGUUGGUGGAGGGAUCUACUGGGACCUUUUUCAGCAGAGCCUACCUGGACACACCUGUAUUCCAAGCCACUGCUGCAAGUUGUCGUAUCACAUUUUGGUACAAUAUGAACGGGGCUUUGGCAGGCAAUGUUCAGCUGUAUGUUGUCAACUCUAAUAAACCAACACAAAGAACUCUGAUCUGGUACAAGACUGGUUCCCAAGGCAGUGGAUGGAAGAAUGCCUCAGCGGACAUUGGUCAACUGGCAGCAGGUUACAAGCUAAGAUUCCAGGCCUUCCCUAACAAAGGAUUUGGUUCCUUGUCUAAUGUACCCAAUGGAGAUAUAGCUAUUGAUGAUGUGAAUUUUGUAGACUGUAGUCCUACACAGAUUUACACAGAUAAAAAUAUGAACUGUACAUUUGAAUCAGAUUUUUGUGGAUAUUUCCAAGAUACAAAAGAUGAUUUUGAUUGGACAAGAACUAAUCAAGCUUCACCAACCAGAGGGACUGGUCCAGAUAGAGAUCACACAACUGGAACAGGAUAUUAUAUCUAUAUCGAGACCUCUUCACCCAGACAUCGUGGUGACAGAGCUGUAUUAUCUACUGGUAUACAGCGACCAGCACCAAACUCAGUAUGUUUAACAUUCUGGUAUCACAUGUUUGGUUCCCAUGUCAACACACUCAAUGUCUACCAACAAACUUCUGAUGGAAACAAGUCAAUGAUCUGGACCACAUCUAAAACACAAGGAAAUGUAUGGAGAAAAGCCACCAGAACGGUUACCAGUCCAAUGCCAUUUAAGAUCCUGUUUGAGGGUAUUGUGGGUGUUAGUUGGCAAGGAGACAUAGCCCUGGAUGAUAUCAGCAUGGUUCAAGACAGGUGUCCACCAACAAGACUGUGUGACUUUGAAGCAGAUAUCUGUGAUUGGACACAGGAAUUGACAGCAGACCAGUUUGACUGGAAGAGAGAUAGGAAUGGUACCAGUUCAACUGGUACUGGCCCAUUGUAUGACCACACAACAGAAAGCCAGUAUGGUUAUUACAUAUACACUGAGGCUUCAUCACCAAGACGAUUAGGAGAUAAAGCCCGCCUUGUUAGUCCAAUGUUUAUUCCAAACUUAAGUGGAAAGGAAUGUCUGACUUUCUGGUAUCACAUGCAUGGUGUCAGUAUUGGCAAAUUAAAUGUUUACCUUAGACAACAGAACUACAACGACAAGAUUGUAUGGGUACAACAAGGAAAUCAACCAGAUCUCUGGUAUUAUGCUACUGUUCAACUCAAUCCAGUUCAAAAAUAUCAGGUCAUCCUGGAAGGAGUAAUUGGAAAUGGUUACCAAGGAGAUAUAGCUGUUGAUGAUGUGGCUGUGAUUCCAGGAGCAUGCCCAGCACCUGGAAAUUGUGACUUUGAAUCUGACACUUGUGGUUAUCUGAACACUCGUGUAGGUGAUCAAUUUGAUUGGUUAAGAUCAACCGGAGGAACUUUGACCCCUAAUACUGGACCAUCAGUUGAUCACACAACAGGCACAGAUCAAGGAUUCUACAUGUUUAUUGAAUCAUCAGGUCGUACCCGUGGAGAUAGGGCCUGGUUCUACAGUCAGUACUUCCCAAAAACAACUGGUUCCUGCUUCUCUUUCUGGUAUCACAUGUAUGGAGCAGAUAUUGGAGCAUUAAGACUUUACAAACCGGAUCAGACUCAAACACUUAUGUUAUGGAAUGCUACUGGAAACCAAGGAAAUGUAUGGAAACAAACACAAGUCUACAUCACCAGUCCUUCAAAAAUGUGGCAGGUGACCUUUGAUGGAGAAGUUGGAGGAGGAUAUGCUGGUGAUAUAGCUAUUGACGACAUUCAGGUCCAUACUGGAUUCUGUAACCAGACUGUUGCCACAACAACCAUGAUGCCAGCAACCACUGUUACAUAUGCUCCAACAAAUGUUGAUUGUAACUUUGAUAGUAAUACCAUUUGUCAGUGGACUCAAGACCAAACUGAUCAAUUUCAGUGGACAAUAAAAAGAGGAACUACAUCUUCUGUCUCAACAGGUCCUCCAUAUGACCAUAGUACACAGAGUUCAUCAGGGUACUAUAUUUACACAGAAUCAUCUGGAAGAAAACGAAAUGAUACAGCCAGAAUAAUAAGUCCGAGUGUGUUCAUAAUGAGCAGUGGAAAGUGUGUCAAGUUCUGGUACCAUAUGUACGGAGAAAAUAUAUAUCUAAUGAACUUCUAUGCUAAAUCAGGGACAACUCUUGGAACUCCAUUAUGGACAAAGCAAGGAAACCAAGGCAACCAAUGGGGAUAUGGACAGGUUUAUGUGACUCCACAUUCAUUGUCUUCUGUAUCAGGCCAGACUCAGGCAAAUGUUCAGUUUGUUUUUGAGGGUGUGUUAGGAUUGGGAUACAAAGGUGAUAUGGCUUUAGACGAUAUAUCAAUGAAUGAUGGACCUUGUCCACCAUCAAGCACCUGCAGCUUUGAGACAAUUGACCUAUGCGGAUAUACCCAGGAUUCAAGUGAUACACUUAAUUUUGAUUGGCUAAGAGCCUCAGGAAAAACAGCAUCAGCUAAUACUGGUCCCCAGUUUGAUCAUACUUAUGGUACUAAGGCCGGCUACUACAUGUACAUUGAGACAUCCCGUCCAAGGGUACCAGGUGAUAAAGCCAGACUAUUAACUCCCAAAUACCCAGCAACCAAUGGCAGAUGUCUAACAUUCUAUUAUCACAUGUUUGGUAAUGGUAUUGGCACAUUAAAUAUCAAAAUGUAUCAACAAGGACAGUUUGUACCACCAAUCUGGACCAGGAGCGGUAACCAAGGCAACAUCUGGAGGAUUGGACAAGUGAAUUUAGUAACAGCUUCUACCUAUCAGGUGGCGUUUGAAGCUGUUCGUGGUCGUACCUACUCAGGUGAUAUAGCUAUUGAUGAUGUCAAUAUUAUUGAUGGCAAAUGUCCCCCUCCUGGCAACUGUAACUUUGAGAAGGGACUGUGUACUUGGUCUAACGACAUAAUAGGAGAUGAUUUUGAUUGGAUUAGACAUCAGGGGAGAACAGUUAGUUCCGGGACAGGACCAACUGCUGAUCACACCAUAGGAAACCAGAAUGGAAAUUACCUGUACAUAGAGUCAUCUAAACCUCAGCUUCCAGGCCAGAAAGCUCGCUUACGGUCAGAAGUUCUACCUAAAACUUCAGGCAGUUGUUUUACAUUCUACUACCUAAUGCAUGGAAACACAAUGGGAACACUAAAUCUGUACAAGGAUACAAUAGGCUUACAAACAGUACCAAAUCAACAUUUCAGUCUUUUUUCUGUAACAGGGGACCAGGGACUACAGUGGGUCCAGGGAUCAGUUAACCUGACAAGUACACAAGAAUACACAUUGGCUUUUGAGGCAGUGAUUGGUAGUGGAUUUUCUAGUGAUAUAGCUAUUGAUGACAUCUCCAUACAGAGUGGAUUCUGUCCUGCAGUGCCACUGACCAGUAAAAUGUAUACUUGUACGGGUGGAUCUGCAAUCUCGGCCCUAAAAGUGUGUGACUUUGUCAAAGAUUGUCCCCAAGGUGAUGAUGAGAAAAACUGUGGAAACUGUACAUUUGAUGCUUCACAAUGUGGAUGGAUUGACUCAAGUGUAGGAUCCUUCAGAUGGACUAGACAUAACAAUGGAACAGAAACAGCCAACACUGGACCACAGAGUGACCAUACCACAGGAACAGCAAAAGGUUACUACAUGUACGUGGAUGCAAAUUUUGGCCGAACCUAUGCUUAUGCAACCUUACAGACUCCUACUCUACGGAAAUCAGCAGCAACCUGCCAGAUGUCCUUCUGGUAUCAUAUGUAUGGACGUUCUAUUGGAUCACUUACAGUGUCCAAGGUCAUUCAAAGUCAAUCUACUGUUCUACAGUAUUUUUCAAGAAAUAAGGGAAAUUCAUGGCAGCAAGCUACAAUAAAUAUUGGCAGAGAAUCAAGAGAUUUUAUAAUACAGUUCAAGGCUAGAAGAAGUUAUUCAGUUCUUGGAGACAUUGCUAUUGAUGAUGUUGCCUUCGUCAACUGUGGACUGCCCCCAAUACAAGCAUCAUGUGGUACCAAUCAGUUCAGAUGUCAAAGAGGUUCUUGUGUUGACAACACCCGACUUUGUGACUUCACUGACGACUGUGGAGACCAUAGUGAUGAAACACAGUGUUCAGGUUACCCCUCUCGAUGCUCUUUUGGCCAAUCGUUGUGUGAUUGGAGUCAGGGCAAGGGAGAUAACUUUGACUGGACAAGAAGAAACUCACCAACACCAUCAAGAGGCACUGGACCUACAAGAGACCAUACCACUGGACUGAGAACUGGAGGGUAUAUAUAUAUCGAAACAUCAAGUCCAAGGAAGCCAGGAGAUGUAGCUAGACUUCUAAGUACACCAUUCCAAGCAGUUUCAUCCAACUGUAACCUAGUCUUUUAUUUUAAUAUGAAUGGUAGAUCAGUAGGUAAUCUUAAUGUUUACAUGAGAACAAAUGGUGGCAGUACUCCAGUAACAAAACUUCUAACCAAGACAGGUAAUCGUGGGGAUAUAUGGGACAGAGCAAGUAUAAAUCUAAACAGUCAGUAUCCAUUCCAGAUUAUCAUUGAAGCAACAGUGGGUGGAAUUGUCUAUGGAGACAUAGCUAUAGAUGAUGUGGUGUUCAGUAAAGGAUGUAUCAAGGCAGGAAAUGUCAUCUUCCCAACAGCUGUUACGAUUCCAGCAACUGUGCCUACUCCUAGUCAAUGUUCAAAUGGACAAGGUAAUUUCAAAACUUGUGGAUCAUGUGACUUUGAGUCUGGAACUUGUGGCUGGACUGAUUUAAGUAAUGGAAGAUAUAAUUUUAGUCGACACUCAGCUACUCAAAACCAGGGAUCAAUAGUGGGACCCCCAGUGGACCACACCAAGGGAUCACCAUCUGGACACUAUGUAUUUGUAGAAGGUUCACAGGGAGUAUUCUUCAGUAAGGCGUUACUCCAGAGUCCACUGCUUCCCCCAUCAGCAAGCACUUGUGAGAUGUAUUUCUACUUUGACAUGUUUGGUCCAAAUGUUGGAACUCUGGUUGUCUCUGCUAAUAUAAAUGGAACAAUAACAAACUUAAAUGUAAUAAAAGGUAACCAAGGAAGAGGCUGGCACCUCGGAAAGGCAUAUAUUGGACAAAAACUUGGAACCAUCACUUCUCCAUUUAGAAUGCAACUUAGUGUCCUUCCUGCAAGGUCGUUUGUAGCCUCCACUACUGAUGAUGUUGGAAUUGAUGAUAUUUCAUUUGUAAACUGUGACCAGAAUGCAGCACCACCUAAUAUUAGUUGUAACUUUGAUAAUGGAAUAUGUAACUGGACCCAAGCUAUCGAUGAUGACUUCCAGUGGACCUUAAAGAGUGGUUCCACACCGUCCCCAGGAACUGGACCACCUUCAGACCAUACAUCAGGCAAGGGCCAAUACAUAUAUAUUGAAACAUCUUCUCCAAGGAAGAGAGGAAACAACGCUGUAGUAGACAGUCCAGUGAUGCCACCCACACCAGCCCAGGGUAAUUGUCUUUCAUUCUGGUACUACAUGUAUGGGCCUACUAUUGGAAAUUUACAAGUUUUUGUCACAACAUCAAGUAGAAGGACUCUUUUCUGGUCUAAAGCAGGAACACAAACCGACCAAUGGGUACAGGCCACCAGAACCAUUUCAUCAACAACAGAUUUCAAAAUGUCUAUUAUUGGAAGUGUUGGAAAAGGACCUCAGGGAGAUAUAGCAAUUGAUGAUCUAACCUACACAGCUGGACCUUGUCCAUUAAAACCAGGGUGUGACUUUGAAAGUGGUUUCUGUGAUUGGCAACAGAGUACUGCUGAUGAUUUCAAUUGGUCAAUAGGUGUAAAUGGUACAUCGUCAAGGGGCACUGGUCCCCCGUAUGAUCACACAUAUGGAUCCAUCUCAGGUCACUAUGCUUAUAUUGAAACUUCAGGACAACAACCUAAUAACAGAGCAGUACUAACAACUCCUACAAUUCAAGGACAGGCUAAGUGUAUGCAGUUCUGGUAUCACAUGUAUGGCAAGACAAUUGGAUCUUUGAAUAUCUACAUCCAAAAUAAUGGAUCACAAGCCCGUCAAAUUUGGUCAAGAACUGGAAACCAGCAAAACAUUUGGAGGCAUGGACAAGUCAACUUAAACAAUUAUGGACCUUAUACAGUUUUGAUUGAAGGGGUCAGAGGUCUUGGUUACCAGGGUGAUAUUGCCAUUGACGAUGUUGUGAUUACUGAUGGUUCUUGUUCUCCUGCAGGAACAUGUAAUUUUGAACAGGAUACCUGUGGAUGGACCAAUGCUAUAGUAGGAGAUGAUUUUGAUUGGCAGAGAGAUUUUGGUGGAACACGAAGUUCUAGGACUGGACCUAAUGUGGAUCAUACCCUAGGAACUGUUCAAGGUCAUUAUAUGUACAUUGAAACAUCAGGUUCUAGAAGAACCAUUGGUGAGAAGGCAUGGUUGGUCAGUGAUAUUAUGAAACCAAUAACCAGUGGUUGCAUGAAGUUCUGGUACCACAUGUAUGGAGCAGGUGUUGGAAAGUUGAACAUAUACAAACAGACAUUUGGAACCACAUCUAUGAACUUGAUAUGGUCUUCAUCUGGUAACCAUGGAAAUAUAUGGAUGAUGUCAACAGUUGCUGUCUCUUCUACACAAGAGUUUAACUUGAUCUUUGAAGGAGUGUAUGGAGGAAAUUAUACUGGAGACAUAGCUAUUGAUGAUGUCAGCUUCACUAGGUAUGGAUGUGCACAGAUACCACCAUCGACUACUUCAAUGUACCCACCAUCUACAUCCAGAAGUCCAUAUCCACCAACAGCUAUAGAUUGCAACUUUGAAAAUGGUAUAUGUUUAUGGAAUCAAGAUAAAAACGACACAUUUGAUUGGUCAAUGCAUACAGGAUCAACGGUAUCGGCAAAAACAGGACCAAUAUCAGACCACACAUUACAGAAUUCAGCAGGACACUAUGUUUAUAUAGAAGUAUCAGGGAAAGCAGCCAAUAGUACAGCAAGAAUAAUAAGUCCCAAUGUCAACAUCCGAUCAUCUGGUGUGUGUUUGAAGUUCUGGUACAAUAUGUAUGGCGCUAAUGUCAAUAGACUGAAUGUCUACUCGAGAAAUGGUGGUGUGAUGAGUCAAGUGUGGACUCGACUUGGAAACCAAGGUUUAGACUGGAAGUAUGCUCAGGUUCAUGUAACAAAUCAAGGACUUGGUCAACAGCUUGUGUUUGAAGGUGUGGCUGGAACUAGUUACAGUGGGGACAUAGCACUGGAUGAUGUUACAUUCAACACUGGAGAUUGUCCACAGUCAACUGUAUGCGAUUUUGAAGAUGGCCUCUGUGGUUACACACAAGAUAAAAGUGAUCAGUUUGACUGGACUCUAAAUACAGGAAGGACUAAAAGUAAUAGAACUGGACCAAGUGCAGAUCACACUUUCCAGACAAAUGAAGGAACAUAUAUUUACAUUGAGUCAUCUAUACCUAGACAUAAGAAUGACAAAGCUCGAUUAGACUCACCACUUUAUCCACCUACAAGUGGCUCUUGUCUGAAAUUCUGGUACAGCAUGUAUGGCAGAAAUGUAGGAGCACUGAAAAUCUACAUCAGACCAGCUGGUAUCACUACCGUAGGUCGUCCUAUGAGGACAUUUACACAUAACCAUGGACCUGACUGGUUUCCAGCUCAGCUUACAAUCCAGAGUGGUACCCCAUUUAGGAUAACAUUUGAAGGGGUUAUUGGUAAUGGCUAUCAAGGUGACAUUGCUCUGGAUGACAUCAUGCUGCAAAUAGGAAGCUGUCCACCUAAAGGAAGCUGUGACUUUGAACAUGAUACUUGUGAAUGGAAAAACCGUGGAAAUGACAAGUUUGACUGGGAGAGAGUGCAUGGUAAAACUGUUACUUUAAGUACUGGACCUCCAGCUGAUCACACUUUGAACACACAAUAUGGAACUUACCUAUACAUAGAAGCUUCAACACCAAGGAAGCCUGGUGACAAUGCUAUCAUUAGUUCACCAUGGUUUCCUAAUAUUAAUUCAAGCAGAUGUUUAACAUUGUGGUAUAACAUGCAUGGUUCUGGGAUGGGAACACUCAAUGUCUAUAGAUGGCAACCAAGACAACAGAAACAAAAAGUGUUUUCUCUGACAGGAGAACAAGGUACUGCAUGGAAACAAGCCCAGGUGACCAUACCACCCUCAGCUUCUGUUGGAUAUAUUCUUUACAUUGAAGGAGUUGUUGGUCGUAGUUACCUUAGUGAUAUUGCUAUAGAUGAUAUAUCUGUCAUUGACUCUAGCUGUGCAGCUAUACCCCCAACAACAACUGCAUCAUCAUGUGCAUACACCUGUACAGGCGGAAAUCAACAGUGUAUAAGUAGUGACAAACUUUGUGACUUCAACCAAGAUUGUUCUGAUGGUGGAGACGAGACGCAAUGUGGAUAUGAUUGUACAUUUGAAAAUGGUCAGACAUGUCUGUGGACGAACAGCUCCAAGACUUCCUUUACAUGGUUAAAAUUUAGAGGUGCUACUCCAGAUUCCAAUACUGGACCUUCAACAGAUCAUACCACAAAUGGACCAAAUGGAUACUACAUGUAUGUGGAUGCAAGUAAUGGAGGAUUUUACAACCAUGCAUACUUUACCAGUCCCAUGUUAAAACAAUCCGCAAGCACCUGCCAGAUGUCAUUUUGGUAUCAUAUGUAUGGAACUGGGAUUGGAAACUUGUAUGUGUACUCCAAAACAUCAGGAAGCUCAACCAAUACAAGGCUUUGGAACUUGGCUGGAGAUCAAGGCAACCGUUGGAACCAGGCUAUAGUCAGAAUUGGUAGAAUUGAUACAAACUUUCAAAUGAUUAUUGAUGCACGCAGAUCAUUCAGUACACAAGGAGAUAUUGCUAUAGAUGACAUACAGUUCCAGGGCUGUGGACUUCCCGCCAUUAGUACAUCAUGUGAUACAACUCAUACUUUCAAAUGUCAGAGAGGAUCAUGUAUCUCACAGAAUCGUGUUUGUGAUUACACUGAUGACUGUGGUGACAAUACAGAUGAACAGAUCUCAACCUGCAGUGCCUACCCAGGAUGUAACUUUGAAUCUGGUUUAUGCAAAUUCCAACAACUACAGGAUGAUGACUUUGAUUGGACAAAGCGAGCAGGAACCACUCCAACAGUCAAAACUGGUCCAGCAAGAGACCACACACUGAAUACAAACUCUGGACGGUACCUUUAUAUUGAAACAUCUGCACCUAGACAGCCAGGACAAAAGGCACGACUUGCUAGUCAAUUCUUCCAAGCAGUGCCAAACACUCCAUAUUGUACAAUGAGAAUUUAUUAUUUCAUGUUUGGAAAAGACGUAAAUACAUUGGCAAUCUAUACAAGAACUAUCAUAAAUGGAGCACAGUUGCUAAGAUACAGGAGAACAGGAAAUCUAGGAGAAUACUGGGAAAGAAGAGAGAUCACUGUCUCAUCAACAGCACCAUUCCAGUUCAUUAUAGAGGCAACUGUUGGUCAGUCAGCUUAUAGUGAUAUUGCCAUAGAUGAUAUAUCAUUUACAACCAAUUGUAGACCGUACAUGGGAACAAUAUCAACUGUACCUGCAGGCUCUGUGACAACAGUGGCACCAUCUGGUAAAUGUCAGGCAGGACAGUUUCAGUGUACCAAUGGCAAAUGUAUCAAUGCAACUUUAAGAUGUGAUUUCCUCAAUCAGUGUGGGGACAAUUCUGAUGAACUUCAAUGUCAGGAGUGUAACUUCCAAUUUUCAACAUGUGGUUGGGUAGACAAGAGUUCAGGAAGAUAUCAGUGGGACAGACAUAAUGGAUCCACAUCCACUGGUCCAAGGACAGACCACACUUAUGGCAGCUCAUCCAUCGGUAAUUACAUGUAUGUGGAUGCAGGCACUGGACAAUCAUAUGGAAAAGCUGUACUAGUUGCACCACCAUUUGGCAGCCUGAAUUCUUUGUGUCAACUUACUUUCUACUACUACAAGAACACAAAUUCUGCAGGAACACUUCAACUCUUCUUGGUACCUGCAAAUGUUCAAUACAAUGCAAGGGUUGGCAGGAUCAGAGUAUGGUCAGCUUUUGGUAACCAUGGUAACACUUGGAAUAUUGCAACAGUUGGCAUUGGCAGACGACAACCUGGAUACUACCUUGUUUUGGAAGCUGUUCAUUCAGGGAAAACAGUAGAUAUGGCUGUUGAUGACUUCCAUUUUACAAACUGUGGGUUGGGUCCAUCAACGACAUUCUGUACAAGCAAUCAGUUUACAUGUGCAAGAAAAUCUUGUGUCGAUCUAUCCUAUGUAUGUGACUAUUCAGAUGACUGUGGGGACCAAUCGGAUGAAAAGAACUGUACAAAUUAUGUUGAACGUUGUAAUUUUGAAAUGGAUCUUUGUAAUUGGAUUCAAGAUGAUACAGAUAACUUCCAGUGGAGUUAUGGACAAGGGAAAACAUCAACAGCUGGUACAGGUCCAGGAUCUGAUCAUACGUAUGGAAGCACUGCAGGACACUAUGUUUACAUUGAGGCCUCUUCUCCAAGGAUAAUGGGAGAUGUAGCGAGAUUGAAGAGUCCUGUAUUCUCUCCAAGUUCUAAUAAUUGUAAAAUAAGGUUCUAUUAUCAUAUGUAUGGAGCAGAUAUUAAUGCUCUCAACUUGUAUGUAGAAAAUUAUGAGACUGGACCAAGGAGCUUAUUGUGGACAAAGAAUGGUUCUCAAGCUGACAUGUGGAUAAGAGCAGUAGUAUCACUAUCUAGUUCAUCACCAUUUAGAGUUGUAAUAGAAGGGGUCAGAGGUAAAGGUUACAAAGGUGACAUUGGAAUUGAUGAUGUCUCAUUCACUCCAGGAUGUCAGGUGGUUUCAAGGGGAAAACUCCCAUGGGUUGUAACACCACCAGGGCCAUGUGGAAAGGGCAAGUGGCAAUGUAGUAAUAAAAAUUGUAUAGAUUUCAACAAAAUGUGUGACUUUAGGAAUGAUUGUGGUGACAACAGUGAUGAAUCUAUGUGUCCUUCAUCUUGUACAUUCAGCAGUGGCAGCACAUGUUAUUGGGCAAAUAAUAAUCAAGGAAACUGGACAGUGACGAGUAAUGGUAACCCUACACAAAAUACAGGACCAAGCAGUGACCACACUUCUCCUACUACAACAAAUGGAGGAUAUGCAGUAGCAAGAAAAAUAGCCAAUGACACAAGUAAUAUAUUCCGUCUCAAUAGCCCCUUGUAUCAUCAAGCUGGAAAGAUGUGUAACUUCUCUCUGUGGUACAAUAUACAUGGACAUGGAUUUAGACAAUUCCGUAUUAUAAUUCAAUCUGGUGGCUCAGAAAGCACAUUAUAUUCACUUUAUUAUAGUGCUUUGAACAAACAAAAUGGACAAUGGCAACAAGCUCAGGUGGCACUACCUAUUUGUGCCCAACAAUUUCACAUCAUAAUAGAAGCCAUAAGUUAUGGUAAAAGAGCUGGAUAUAUUGCAAUUGAUGAUCUUCAGUUCAGUAACUGUGUAACACCUCAGUCUACAGGAUCUUGUACAGCAAACCAGUACACUUGUCUCAGUGGCAACUGUGUCCCAAUGAACUUAAGAUGUGACCUUCAGAAUGAUUGUUGUGAUGGUUCAGAUGAAAUUACCUCCCUUUGUUCUGGAUACAACCAGUGUUCUUUUGAAUACACAAUGUGUGGCUGGCAGCAGCUGAAAAAUGAUCAGUUUGAUUGGAUAAAAAAGAGAGGCCCUACCUCUUCAUCUGGAACAGGUCCAAGUCAGGAUCAUACAACAGGUUCAAGGUCAGGUUAUUAUCUAUAUAUAGAAUCAUCUAGACCUAGAAAGCAGAACGACACGGCUAGUAUUGGUUUGUACUUGCCAUCACCAGUUGGUCAGUGUUCAAUGAGGUUCUGGUAUCAUAUGUACGGACUGAACAUAGGAUCUCUAAAUGUUUAUCAAAAUACACUAAGUACGGGAAAAUCACAGCUCACUUCUAUAUCCUCACAGCAAGGAAACAAAUGGUUAAGAAGAGAAGUAGUACUAUCAUCUAAUUCGCCAUUCCAGGUCAUCAUUGAGGGCGUUGUUGGAGCAGGUGUAGCAGGUGACAUAGCGAUUGAUGAUAUAAGUUUCACACCAGGGUGUGGUCAACCUAAGUUUGUCACUCCAUCUGUAAAACCAAUGACGACACCACGACCAAAUCUCUGCCAAGCAGGACAGUUCCAGUGUGAUAAUAACAAAUGUAUCAAUAAUGGCCAAGUUUGUAAUUUCUAUAAAGAUUGUGAUGAUGGCAGUGAUGAGAAGAGAUGUCCAACAGACUGUACAUUUGAAGGAGGACAAGGAAAUUGUGGAUUUAAUGAAACUCAAGUAGAUGGUUUUGAUUGGCAAGUUGGAACUGGUGGUGACACUUCAAGACUUGUGGCUCCAGCAGUUGAUGCUACAAAACGAAAUCAAAAUGGUCACUUCCUGUUUAUAAAUGACGGAACUAGUGGUCAUCCAAGUGGCAAAAAAGCUGAAGUGAGGAGUCCAACUUACACAGUAGCUAAUGCAGAUUGUAAAGUGAUGUUUUCAUACUAUGCAUAUGGACAGAGCCUUGGAACACUUUAUCUAUAUGUAGUUGAAGGGACUGUUAAAACACAAUUGUGGAGAUUAUCAAAGUUUGUGCGCAGAACAGAUGACCAGUGGCAUACAAUUACAGUCGGUAUUGGUCACCGUAGCAAACCAUUCAAUCUCCUCUUCACUGACACAGCCACUACAUAUAGUGGAGGUACGGCUCUCGACGACAUAAAGUUUUCAGACUGCAGCAUGCAACCAGCAGUUUCAACUUGCAACACCCAAACACAUUUCUCCUGUGGAAACAAAGCAUGUAUUGGUUUGAAUUACGUUUGUGACUUGACUGACCAUUGUGGAGAUGGCACAGAUGAAGUUAAUUGUGGAACAUACAAGGAAUACAACUUUGAGAUGGGAUUUGGAGACCUGAUACAGAGUAGUAAUGGUGAUGAUGAUUUUGACUGGACACUAUUUUCUGGAGCAACAUCAACUUCAUAUACUGGACCUUUAUGGGAUCAUACAACAGGAACCAGUAAAGGUCAUUAUAUUUACAUGGAGGCUUCUGGGAGAAAAUUCAAUCAGAAAGCUUGGUUAAUAACCAAGCCAUUCUACCGUACAACUGGAAAGGAUUGUAGUAUGAGAUUCUACUCUUACAUGUAUGGACAGUAUGUAAAUACGUUGACGGUUUAUUAUAGAAUCUACAACUCUGGCUCACCAACCAAAGAUCUUUUCACCAGAGCUCAGGAACAGGGAGCAUACUGGGAACGGCAUGAGAUACCACUGAAUGUCAGUCAAAGUUUCCAGAUUAUCAUAGAAGCCAAGGUCGGUGACAGUUACCUUGGUGAUAUUGCCAUUGAUGACUUGACCUUCACACCUGGUUGUCAAUAUGCCCAGGAAGGCUUGCCCAAUCCACCAGCUACCACACCUACACCUUCUCAGGGAGCAAUGACCACACCUGUACCUAAGUGUGAUCCUGAUACACAGUUCCAGUGUCAACAGUCAAACAAGUGUAUACCAAAGUAUAGAGUCUGCAAUUUUCAACAGGACUGCAACGAUGGGUCAGAUGAAUUUAAUUGUGUGGAGGUUUCCUGUGGAUUUGGACUAGAUGAGUUAUGUAACUGGAAUAUCAACUCCUCACUAACUGCUACACCAGAUCAAACCUACAAAUGGAAAAUAGACCAAGGAAUUACCAAAAUCAAAGGUACAGACUUUAGACCAAACAAAGACCAGAGUGGACAGGCUCAAGGAUAUUACUUGUGGGCUGAUAGCUCUCCUGGAUCCUUUAACAGCCAUACAGAGCUGUACACACCAGUAAUAGGUCAGACUGGACCACAGUGUGCUUUAGGAUUGUAUUACUUCAUUCGUGGACCAUCAGUUGGAGGUCUUGAGGUGUAUACCCUCUUCAACAACCAAACAGAUCAUUUAUGGUCUGUUGAGGGUGAUCAUUUUGGUAGAUGGAACCGUGCAAUUGUUUUUAUUGGAGCACGUUCCAAUUUCCAAAUUGUAAUACAGGCAAAACGUGGACGUUCAUUCCAAGGAGAUAUUUCUCUGGACACAUUGCAGUUUAUUAACUGUCCUGCACCAGAACCAUUCAUAGGAGGUUGUCAGACCAGUCAAUUCAAAUGUGCUAAUGGAUACUGUAUAGAUCAGAAUAAUCGCUGUGACUAUGCUGAUGAUUGUGGUGAUCAGAGUGAUGAAUAUGCAGAAACGUGUGAUCAAGUGUACAAAGGAAGGUGUAGUUUUGAGCAUGGUAUUUGUCAGACAUGGUUCAAUGACAUUACGGAUGACUUUGAUUGGAAGCUAUCAUCAGGCUCCACUAGUUCCAAGGGAACAGGUCCAAUUACUGACCACACAACAAGAUCACGACAAGGAACCUACCUUUAUACUGAGAGUUCCUCUCCUAAUAAACCAGGUCAAAUAGCAAGAUUGGCUUCAUUCAUCAUCAAAGGAAGUGUAACCAGCUGUCAGUUGAGAUUUUAUUAUCACAUGUGGGGUCAAGAUAUUGGAUCAUUGGCCAUUAUAAAGAGGUACAAUUAUAACUCUGAUGGAUUUUUAGUGAUAGGAAAUAUAACAGGGAACCAGGGUGACAACUGGAUCCGAGGACAAUAUGAUUUAUUGGCUGAUGCUAUAAAUAUGAAUCAGAACUUUGAGGUCGUCCUUCAAGCACAAAUAGGAAAUGGUUACCAUGGUGAUAUUGCUAUUGAUGAUAUUUCCCUAACACCUGGAUGUGAACAAGCACCUAUAGGAACUGCAUUACCAGGCCAACCCACUAGACCACCAACAACAGUGGGACCAUGUGGAACCAAUAUGCUUACAUGUGACAAUGGAAACUGUUAUUCUGUUGACCAAAAAUGUAACUUCAUUGAUGACUGUGGAGAUGGCACUGAUGAAAGAACCUGUGGAACAACAUGUCAAUUUGAAAGUGGUACCAAUAGUCAAUGUGGAUGGAGAAAUACAAUACGAGACAAUAUAAACUGGAAACUAAAUAGUGGUAAAACACCGACAAGCCGCACAGGACCUAUUACUGAUCAUUCUGUGGGAACUUCUCAAGGUCAUUACAUGUACGUGGAAGCAAGUGGUAGUCGUCUUGGUUACAAAGCCAUUCUAAUGAGCGACAUCUACUACCAGUCAGGACCAUCAUGUCAGAUGACAUUCUGGUACAACAUGAACGGCAGGAAUAUAGGAACACUCAACGUUGUCCUGAAAAACAAUGCAGGACAGAACAAUGUCUUGAAAUCAUUGACAGGAAACCAGGGUCAGGGAUGGAAACAGUUGACGGUUCCAUUACCAAGUUACAACCAUUUCACAAUUUUGUUUGAAGCUGUCCAAGGAAAUGGUUACCUUGGAGAUAUUGCAAUUGAUGACAUACAGUUUAACAGCUGUGCUCCUACUGUUGAAGUUAAGAAUUGUCCAAAUUCACAAUUCCAAUGUGCCAGUAAGACACAGUGUAUAGAUAGAAGAUAUAGAUGUGAUGAAAAGACAGAUUGUAGUGAUUCAUCUGAUGAAGAUGGAUGUACCACACCAGCACAAGGAGACUGUAACUUUAAUACCAAUUUAUGUCAGUGGACUCAAAGCAAGGACGAUUUCUCAGAUUGGAUAUUAGGACAAAGCACACCAAAUCCUAACACAGGGCCUUCUGUGGAUCAUUUAGGAUCAAACAAUGGUCAGUUCCUGUACAUAAACAGUGCCCAGAUGAGAGCAGGUGACACAGCUAAAGUUAAUUCUCCUACAUUCCCACCUAGUCGUGGUGUAUGCUAUGUUAGAAUGUGGUACUACAUGUACGGAUCCUCUACCAUGGGUCCACUGAAUGUUUAUGUCCAGAAUGCAAAUGAAACUAAUACCCAGUUAUGGUGGACAAAGUCAGGAAAUCAAGGACCUUCAUGGCAGUAUAUAAACUUGUUAGUAGGAAGUAGCCAAGCAUUCCAUGUUGUUGUUGAAGGUGUACGAGGUGACGAGGCUCAAUCAGACGUAGCUAUUGAUGAUGUUUCAUUCACACCAGAAUGUGCCACUGGCAAACCAUACCAACCAAUGAACCAUCAAUUCUGUGGACGAGAUACAUUCUACUGUAAGCCUGUGAAUCAGUGUUACCCCAAUGCAUGGAAGUGUGAUUUUGUCAAUGAUUGUCCAGAUGGUAGCGAUGAGUUUGGCUGUCCUACAACACCUGCACCAACAGGUUCAACACUGACACCAGGAAUCACCCCAAAACCAAAAACAUUACCUCCAGUAACAACAAAGCAACCAAAGUCAACAGUAGCACCAACACUAACAUGUAAAAAGACAGAAAUGGCAUGUGGAUCAGGAGAAUGUAUUGCUAGACUUUACAUGUGUGAUGGAGUAAAGGACUGUAAUGAUGGAUCAGAUGAACCAGCUAGUUGUAUAAAGUGUCAUUCUGGUUACUAUUGGUGUAACAAACAGAGAAGUUGUAUCAAUGCUCCACGUUGUGAUUCAGUCAAUGAUUGUGGAGAUUACACAGAUGAGAGUUUAUGUGGACAGCCUGGACAAGGAGUUAAUUGUCCUGUUGGUUUCUGUCUCAACAAAGGAAGUUGUACAGCAAGCAAAACAAAUGGAGCUUCUUGCAAUUGUUCAUCUAGUACUUUUGGAGAUAGAUGUCAAUACCAAUCUAGAGCACAAAGUAACCCAGCUCCUCCUAAGAAAAAUAACGGAACAAAAAUAGGAGUCGGUGUUGCAGUAGGAGUACUAGCCGUGAUUGGUUUAGUUGUUGGUGGAUAUUUCUUUACAAAGAAACGCAAAGAAAAGCAAUUUUCAGAACGUCUAGGAUUUGGACUAUCUAACCCAAGUUAUGAUGGAGAUGGGGAUGGAAGAGAUUUUACAAUGAAUGAAAUGGACUCACCAUUCUCAGAUAAAACUGAUGGAAAUUCCAUAGAAAACCCACUCUACCAAGACCUUUAAAAACUGUGAUAAAGUAAUUGACUGUGAUAGCAUUUACAUUAAGUGCCAUAUCUUAAUAUGCAAUGAUUUGUAAUAGUGCAAUAAUAUGUUGUUAUUUUUGAGCAAUAUUUUGUUACUUCUUAAAUCUGUUAUAAGUAUCACAUGUUAUUUUAUAAAAAUAAAUAUUUAUCGUAUA